AUGGGCAAACAAUUGAUCACCAGCAACGGAACAUUCACGACGACGACGACGACCUCCAUUCUCUUGGUGGCGAUACUGCUGUCCUCUUUAGCGACGAAGUCAACGGAAGCUGCGGCCGCCGACACCACCAACGCAACGGCGGCGGCCACGUCGACGACGAUGAUGCUGAGGCCGCCGGGGACGGCGUGCCGGCGGGGGACGAUGCCCACGAAGCUGGCGUGGCAGUGUUGGGUGGCGAUAUUCGAGGUGCCCCUCUGCAUAUUCGAGAUCGCCGACGUGUUCGAAGGCGGAUCCAUCUUCACCGUCGGGAAGGUCUGCUGCCACGCCUUCAUCGACCUCACCGACGACUGCAAGAUCGAGGUGUUCCAGCACGCCAAGUUCUUCCCCGUCGUCGAGAAGUUCUGUUCUAUCCUUGUCGCCGACGCUGCUACUGCUGCUAAUGCCACCGCCGCCGCCGCCGGUGACCGAGCUCUAUUACCUCCUGGCUCGGCUUGA
Molecule: messenger RNA, 495 nt
Organism: Linum tenue
Lineage: Eukaryota; Viridiplantae; Streptophyta; Magnoliopsida; Malpighiales; Linaceae
Source: the annotation of a GenBank genome assembly